CUCCCUCCUCCCUGCCCCGCCCCGCCCCUGCAGCCCCUCCCUCAGGUCAGUAUAUAAGCCUCGCGAACCGCCCACAGCAUCACUGCCUGGCCAGCUGUCACUGCUCUUCCCACUUGUAGCAUGACCCUCAAGAUGGUGCGCCUGGUCCUGCUGGCCCUGCUGGUGCUGGCCGCCCUGUCACUGGCCAUGCCCGGAGGAGGCUACGGCCACGGCGGUAGUGGGUAUGGACAUAGCGGCGGCUACGGGCACGGCGGCGGCGGCUACGGAAAAGGACACGGUGGUGGCGGCUACGGGAAGGCUCACGGCGGCGGCGGCUACGGUAAAGGUCAUGGAGGAGGAUAUGGAAAAGGACACGGCGGCGGCGGCUAUGGAAAAGGACAUGGCGGCGGAGGCUACGGGAAGGGACAUGGUGGAGGAGGAUAUGGACAUAGUGGCGGCGGCUACGGUCAUGGCGGCGGUGGGGGAUAUGGCAAAGGGCACAGCGGCGGCUACGGGCAUGGCGGAGGUGGUUACGGCAAGGGUCACAGCGGCGGCGGCUACGGCAAAGGGUACGGUCAUGGCGGCGGCGGUUACGGUCAUGGCGGAGGCGGAUAUGGCAAGGGUCACGGUGGCGGCGGCUACGGCAAGGGGCAUGGUGGCAGUGGGUAUGGGAAAGGCCAUGGAGGCGGUUAUGGUCAUGGGGGUGGCGGCUACGGCGGAGGCGGCUACGGGAAGGGCCACGGAGGCGGCUAUGGUCACGGCGGCGGCUACGGUCAUAGUGGUGGCUACGGCCAUGGCGGUGGCGGCUACGGCCAUGGCGGCGGCGGCUACGGCCAUGGCGGCGGCGGCUACGGGAAGGGCCAUGGUGGCGGGUAUGGUUACCACUAGGAAGAGGAGCAGCACUACUCUACCAUCCCCUCUACUACUCACCUCAGGAGUGUGUCAAUUCACGUUGUUUUCUGUUAAAUAAAUGCUAACCUAACCUAA
Messenger RNA from Scylla paramamosain (green mud crab), 966 nucleotides. RefSeq lists its product as uncharacterized. Lineage: Eukaryota; Metazoa; Arthropoda; Malacostraca; Decapoda; Portunidae. The transcript is spliced from 3 exons. The record is from RefSeq and is a predicted model, not a curated record. Bases 121 to 867 code for a protein of 248 amino acids.